Messenger RNA from Penicillium verrucosum, 1674 nucleotides. RefSeq lists its product as uncharacterized. Lineage: Eukaryota; Fungi; Ascomycota; Eurotiomycetes; Eurotiales; Aspergillaceae. Bases 1 to 1674 code for a protein of 557 amino acids. The transcript is spliced from 7 exons. The record is from RefSeq and is a predicted model, not a curated record.
AUGGCGACAACAGAAAAUAGCUAUGCAUCCACGGUUAAUCCUGCUCCCUAUAGUCAAGCUGUUUUCCUGUCGCAGAAAAUGAUCAAUGAUUCGUUCAGUCAUAUGUGGCAGCUUGCCCAGAAUGAACCCGAUGAGAAGAACCCUUUGAGAUAUUUCAAGUACGAGAGCAGGAAUGGGUCCCUGGAAUUCGAUGUUGGUAAGCCCACCGUCAGCCUACAGGUCACUACCAAUGACCCAAUGUUGUUCUUCAAACUUCGCAUGACGAGGGGUAAGGUUUCCCUUUUCCUGUCUCCCAACCCUAAGGAUGAUACCAAACUCGAGUUGGAGAUCGACAACUGGGUUUUUGCUUUCUCGGUUAAGAUUGAAAGAAAGCAGAUCACUAAAGACUCGCAAGAGUUCCGGGAGUACAAGGAGCGUGCUGGACUUCCCAAUUCCAAUUUCAGUCUCGCAAUGUUGUUCAUCGAUGCAUCAUCGACAACUAAAUGGAACCCUGGUCUCAGUUGUUUCGGGAAGACUGAUUUUUUGAAAAAUCUGACCGACCAGGCCCGUUCCACCUUUACAAAUGGUAUCAAUGAAUGGUUGACGUACAUGAAUGUGAAGAGGACCAACAUUAUAGGUUACUCAGCAAGACGACAGGAAGAAGAUAAGGAGUUGAACGAAUACGCACCCACAUUCCCACCCACCAGCAUCGACUAUUCCUCCUAUCCGUGGAAAGGGCUGGAUGGCUCACAGAAAAAAAGCGAUAACCUGGACACCAACGCCAUCUCAUAUUUGAUGAUGUCCAACUUUCAAGAUCCCCCGGUAAGCGGGAGCAUUGAGUAUAGCGGAGCCUGGGUUGAUGGAGAUCGGGAUGGCACCUUUGUCAUGAGCCGCGGCUUGUUCUGGCCCUGGAUGCAAAGUCUCAUGCGAGAAAUUGUCAUCGGCAUGGUUCCUUACCCCAACGAACCAGUUUGCUAUUAUAGUCCUUCAGACCCAGAUCUUCCUUUCAAUACUGAGAUGAAUUUCCAAGUUGGAGAUCCUCUUGCUCAAACCAACCAGUAUCAGUUUCCGGAGAUGAAGCAGGGAGAAGUGUGGAAACUAUCUGGAGAAUAUCGGACAAGCAGAAAGAAUGCUGUCAAUGAGAUUGACAUGAAUGACAAGAUGGUGGUAAUGCAAUGGUGCAGCGAUGUCUCUGCUUCCCUCAAAUUCCAUCCCGGUAAAGAACUGGUCGAUCUAUAUGGUAGCAGCACUUUCUGCUUCCGGGCAGAGCAUCGGUCGAAAGUAUUUACAUAUACGGCAAUGACGUUUGCUAUAUCUUGGCAUAUCAAGUUUACUAUGGCAGCGGUUGAAGAUGGUGGUUUGCAGUUUGCCAUUCUCAGAGACACUGACACUCCACCUAUUCAAGUCACCCCGGAGGAAGAAGGAAAUAUGCGUUGGAGUCAGGAUCCAAAGGAAGUCGCAAAGGAAUGGACGGACGAGCUGAGCAAAAGCUUGAGAUUUGCCCUUGAAAGGGUUGAAGACAGACUUGUAAAUGGCCUCGCUGAUCAUCACCGACUUUUCCUGCCUGGAAAGGGAAGCUAUCUGAUGAAGGAUCCUAUUUUUAGCGGAAAUGGAGAUCUGCUAGCCAAUUUGACGUUCAAUGGUGCCGAUCCACCGAAACCAGAGCCAUCGAAGCGUCAUCUGUACACGAUCUAA